Molecule: messenger RNA, 858 nt
Organism: Camellia sinensis
Lineage: Eukaryota; Viridiplantae; Streptophyta; Magnoliopsida; Ericales; Theaceae
Source: RefSeq, a predicted model, not a curated record
UCAACUCUCUCUCUCUCUCUCUCUCUCUCUCUCUCUCUGAUACAGAGACACAAAUACACAGAAUAUGGCAAGUUCUUGUGUGGGAAUAGUGUGUUUGGUCAUAGUAUUGUGUUCAGCUGUGCCAAGUUUGGCCACAGUUUACACAGUAGGGGACUCGAGUGGAUGGGCUAUUGGUGUUGAUUACAGCACCUGGACUAGUGGCAAGACCUUCACUGUUGGUGACAGCCUCAUGUUCAAUUAUGGAAGUGGGCACACCGUAGAUGAAGUGAGUGGAAGCGACUACAAGUCUUGCACAGUAGGCAAUGCGAUCAACACAGACAGUAGUGGGUCCACCAGCAUUCCUCUCAAGGCCACCGGGACUCGUUACUUCAUAUGUGGUGUAGUUGGUCACUGUGGCAGUGGCAUGAAGCUAUCUGUCACCGUCACUGCCGCCUCCACCACUACACCCUCCGGAUCUCCGCCUUCCACCACCACCCCUUCUCCAACAACCACCACUCCGGCAACGCCAACCACCACUACAACACCAACCACCACUACAACACCAACGCGCUCGGCUUCGUCUUCAUCGGGAACUCUUCUCCCUCCUUUUGUAGCUGUGGUGAUGGUUACUUUGGUUUCAUUGUUUAGGUUUAUUCUUUCGUAAUUUUGGCAAGGGUGGGUUGUUGCUCUAGCCAGGAUAGAGGCAGUGCUCUCUCUCUCUCUCUCUCUCUCUCUCUCUCUCUUCACGUUUCUCUUUUUCUCUCUGUUUUCGGUUGUAUUGAGAUUUUAGUGCUGUUAUGAUUGAGUAGGUUAUUUGUUGUCAUGUGGGAAUAUUGAUGAUUAUGGUGCAUGAUUAGGCUCAUAGCCUCAUACCCUACU